Onychomys torridus (southern grasshopper mouse) is the source of this 1180-nucleotide messenger RNA. It is a transcript of the gene Osr1, whose product is annotated as odd-skipped related transcription factor 1. Gene Ontology annotation, cellular component: nucleus. Gene Ontology annotation, molecular function: RNA polymerase II transcription regulatory region sequence-specific DNA binding; DNA-binding transcription factor activity, RNA polymerase II-specific. NCBI's taxonomy places the organism in Eukaryota, Metazoa, Chordata, Mammalia, Rodentia, Cricetidae. The coding region runs from base 298 to 1101 and encodes 267 amino acids. Gene Ontology annotation, biological process: regulation of transcription by RNA polymerase II; embryo development; urogenital system development. The transcript is spliced from 3 exons. The record is from RefSeq and is a predicted model, not a curated record.
UUCUCCCCAGCAAGUUCUCACCGGCUCCUGUUCAGACCCAGAAGGGGAGCCAGGAGCGAGGCUCACCCGACCCCGGCGGGCAGGACUCCGGAGCUGCGGAGCGCUCCUGCCUGUCGGGCGCUAGGAGUCCUUGCGGCUAGAGACGCGUCAGGACUCCAGCUCGCCAGGGGUGCCAGUGCGUUCCUGGGUCUCUGGUUCCUCGAGUCCAGCACAGCCAGCCUCAGAGACGCGCUCUGAUCGGGGACCUCGGCCGAACAAGAUCAAUCAUUGAAAUAAUUGCAGCUACCAGCUACAGAAAUGGGCAGCAAAACCUUGCCAGCACCGGUGCCCAUCCAUCCAUCCCUGCAGCUCACCAAUUACUCUUUCCUCCAGGCAGUGAAUGGCCUGCCCACAGUCCCUUCGGACCACCUGCCCAACCUAUAUGGUUUCAGUGCCCUGCACGCUGUACAUCUCCACCAAUGGACGCUGGGCUACCCAGCCAUGCACUUGCCACGUUCCUCUUUCUCUAAAGUGCCAGGUGCGGUGUCCAGCCUGAUGGACGCUCGCUUCCAGCUGCCCGCUUUCCCCUGGUUUCCUCACGUCAUCCACCCUAAACCAGAGAUCACCGCGGGAGGCAGCGGUGGGGCGGCGCUGAAGACCAAGCCGCGCUUUGAUUUCGCGAACCUGGCCUUGGCUGCCACACAAGAAGAUCCCUCCAAGCUUGGCCGAGGGGAGGGCCCUGGCUCUCCCGCUGGUGGGCUGGGCGCCCUCCUGGAUGUGACCAAGCUAUCCCCCGAAAAGAAGCCCACAAGGGGACGCCUGCCUUCCAAGACUAAGAAGGAAUUCGUCUGCAAGUUCUGUGGCCGACACUUCACUAAGUCCUACAACCUACUCAUCCACGAGCGGACGCACACCGAUGAGCGGCCUUACACCUGUGACAUCUGCCACAAAGCCUUCCGGAGGCAAGACCACCUACGGGACCACAGAUACAUUCACUCCAAAGAGAAGCCUUUCAAGUGUCAAGAGUGUGGAAAAGGAUUCUGCCAGUCGCGGACUCUCGCUGUCCACAAGACACUACACUCACAAGUGAAGGAGCUCAAAACCUCCAAGAUCAAAUGCUAAGUAAACAGAGCCUGCGGGGCACCAGGACCCUGGGCGUGCUGCUGCCUUUUUUUUUUCCCCCCCAGAGGGACCCAAGCUG